Molecule: messenger RNA, 2334 nt
Organism: Penicillium salamii
Lineage: Eukaryota; Fungi; Ascomycota; Eurotiomycetes; Eurotiales; Aspergillaceae
Source: the annotation of a GenBank genome assembly
AUGCGCACUCGGUUGCCAGUGUCUCUGGCUCUGGGCGCCAGUCCGCGCCAGGCCUUGCGGCCAUACAGCUCCUUUGCGCGCGAUAUAAUCAGUAAAGCGACAUCGAAACCUGUUGCAUGCGACAGCAAUGGCUCAAUUCGCCUCCAUUCGACCCUCCAUUCGACCGCCUCGGGUGUACUCCGGAAUGGUCCCAAUCCUCUCGUACUCCAAAACAGCAGCGCCAAAUAUACCCCGUCUACGUCUCGCAUUAUCGCUUCAGCGCGUCUCUUAUCAUCCACCCCGAAAUCUUUCCAAGCGAAACCACCAACCCCCGCGGAAGCCGAACAUGAGGCUCCUCGUCCAACUCCGGAAUCGGAAGAGGACAAGGGCUUCGAAUUAUCCGAGCGAGCAGCGCAAGCAGCUCAAGUGAACAUGAGCGCCAGAUUGAAUAAAGAUGGCGGAAAGAAGUCCGGCUUCGCAGAGAUUGUGCGACUGCUGAAAAUCGCACGUCCUGAAUCCAAGGCCCUCGGAUUUGCCUUCUUCUUCCUCCUGGUUUCCUCCGCAAUCACCAUGUCAAUUCCUCUCUCCAUUGGUAAGAUCAUUGAUGCUGCAACCAAGAACAUUUCCGAAGGAGCCGGGGAGCUGUUUGGUCUGAGCAUGCCCAUGUUCUAUACCGCUCUUGGUGCCAUUCUUCUUGUUGGUGCCGGUGCCAACUACGGUCGCGUCAUCAUCCUUCGCAUUGUCGGUGAAAGAAUUGUCUCUAGACUCCGUUCCAAGCUUUUCCGUCAGACUUUCAUCCAGGAUGCCGAGUUCUUCGAUGCCAACCGGGUCGGUGACCUGAUCUCCCGCCUCAGCUCCGACACCGUCAUUGUUGGUAAAAGUAUUACGCAGAAUUUGUCCGAUGGCUUGCGAGCCGGUGUUAGCGGUGCAGCUGGAUUCACAAUGAUGGCCUAUACCAGCGCGAAGCUGUCUGCUAUCUUGCUUGUAUUGCUCCCUCCGGUCGGCCUAGGCGCUUUCUUCUACGGACGAGCGAUCAGAAACCUGAGUCGCCAAAUCCAAAAGAAUUUGGGUUCGCUGACCAAGAUUGCUGAAGAGCGCCUGGGUAACGUCAAGACCAGCCAGUCGUUUGCCGGUGAAGUUCUCGAAGUCAAUCGGUACAACAAGCAAGUUCGAAAGAUCUUUGAUCUUGGCAAGAAAGAGUCUUUGAUCAGUGCUGCGUUCUUCAGUUCGACAGGUCUUGCUGGAAACUUGACCAUUAUGACUCUGUUGUAUGUCGGUGGAGGCAUGGUGCAAUCAGGUGCCAUCAGCAUCGGAGAAUUGUCAUCAUUCUUGAUGUAUACUGCCUACGCUGGAUCAAGCAUGUUUGGCCUUUCAAGCUUCUAUUCCGAACUCAUGAAAGGUGUUGGUGCGGCGAGCCGACUGUUCGAGCUGCAGGACCGCCCGCCCACAAUCCACCCGACCAAGGGUCUCAAGGUUGAGACAGCACGUGGCCCAAUCCGGUUCGAGAAUGUUACUUUCAGCUAUCCUACACGACCCGCUGUCAAGAUCUUCAACGAGCUGAAUUUUGAAAUCCCACAAGGAACCAACGUUGCUGUCGUUGGACCUUCGGGAGGUGGCAAGUCCACCAUUGCAUCACUGUUGCUCCGAUUCUACAGUCCCACGGAGGGCCGAGUAUUGAUCAACGGAAAGGAUAUCAAUGGAAUGAAUGCCAAGUCCCUUAGGCGAAAGAUUGGUGUUGUUUCGCAAGAGCCUGUGCUCUUCUCCGGGACAAUCGCUGAUAAUAUCUCCUAUGGCUUGCCUCGCGCCACCCGCUCCGAAAUAAUCGCCGCUGCCCGCAAAGCCAAUUGCCAAUUCAUCAGCGACUUCCCUGAUGGACUCGAUACUCAUGUUGGUGCUCGUGGAGCCCAACUCUCAGGCGGUCAAAAGCAACGCAUUGCUAUUGCCCGAGCGCUUAUCAAGAAUCCCGAUAUUCUGAUUUUGGAUGAAGCUACUUCUGCCUUGGACGCCGAGUCCGAAACUCUCGUCAACAGCGCACUGGCAUCUUUGCUCCGUGGCAACAAUACCACGAUCAGCAUUGCUCAUCGCCUUUCAACCAUCAAACGCUCUGACACCAUCAUUGUUCUCGGCAAUGACGGUAAGGUCGCGGAGCAGGGCUCCUACGAAGAGCUCAGCUCCCACCCAGAUGGUGCCUUUACCAAGCUCAUGGAAUGGCAAAUGAGUGGCGGUGACACACCUCCCUCUCCAGCUAAACCCAUUGAGAGAGAUGAAUAUUGGCACCUCGAGAAAGAAAUGGAGUCAGAGCCUGAGGUCACACAUGAAGAACAGGCAGACGAGCAAACCUCACGCAAGAACUAA